UCAUUUUUUAAUUUUCAGAGAUCCAGAAUCAGCUCAAAGAACUGCUACUUAUUUGUCUUGGUCUCCCGAAGGGGGAAAUAAACUGGCCGUUGCAUAUGCUAUUCUUGAGUUUCAAGGUGCUCUAGGUGUUACAGUCAACAAUUCCUACAUUUGGGAUCUAGAUAACCCAAACCAGCCAUUUUUGACUUUGAAACCAUCUUCGUCACUACUGUGUGUGGAGUAUUGCCCCAAAGAUCAGAAUUUACUGGUUUCUGGAUGUUAUAAUGGACAACUUGCUUUGUGGGAUGUGCGUAAAGGCUCUACUCCUGUUGAAGUAUCUACAAUUGAGAACAGCCAUCGAGAUCCAGUGUACAGUACACUGUGGCUACAUUCAAAAACAAAUACUGACUGCUUCUCUGCCUCUACAGAUGGCAGGAUAAUGUGGUGGGACGUCAGGAAGCUGAAUGAACCAAUAGAAGUUCUUGUUCUGGAUCUUUCAAAAAAUCAACCUCCAAAACUAGACAAGGCACUCGGAGCCUGUUGUUUGGAGUAUGAAGCCACAAUGGUUGUUUUUUCUUUUCACUAUUUUUUUAGUUUUUAGAUAAAAUAUUUUUGCUAUAAAUAAAGUGUCAGAAUUAUUAGAAUAGGUGGCUAUUUGUGCUAGUAAUUACUGAUCAUAGCAUUCAUACCUCAUUGA
Messenger RNA from Limulus polyphemus (Atlantic horseshoe crab), 676 nucleotides. Its product is annotated as dynein intermediate chain 2, axonemal-like. NCBI's taxonomy places the organism in Eukaryota, Metazoa, Arthropoda, Merostomata, Xiphosura, Limulidae. Gene Ontology annotation, biological process: outer dynein arm assembly; cilium movement. The record is from RefSeq and is a predicted model, not a curated record. The transcript has 4 exons. Gene Ontology annotation, molecular function: dynein heavy chain binding; dynein light chain binding. The annotation marks the transcript as partial. Gene Ontology annotation, cellular component: outer dynein arm.